AUGCAGCUCAUUAACUUCUACGCCCUCACAGUCUUGGCCACCUCGGCCCUGGCUGCAGACUGUUUCGGCAACGGUAACAAGGACGUAGGAAAGUUCAUCACAGCUUAUUGGGAUGCUCGUGAGAGAAUGUGUAGUAACUCAGGCUGUACUUACCAGGAGGCUUGUACCACCUCGGGAUCUUUUACUGUCAAGGGUCUUGGUGUUGACACUAUCCUGAAUGUUGAGAUCAAGCGCAAGAACACUGGUGGUAAGAAGGGUUUCAAGGACUGCUGGGAUGCUACAGAGGACAUCAUCAACCAGUGCCCCAAGGGUGGCUCGAAGCAGCUGAGUGGAUCGUGGGAGGCCAAUGGUCAGCUGUACACGGUCAAUGGAUAUUUCUCGUUCAACUGA
Fusarium fujikuroi IMI 58289 is the source of this 390-nucleotide messenger RNA. RefSeq lists its product as uncharacterized. Bases 1 to 390 code for a protein of 129 amino acids. NCBI's taxonomy places the organism in Eukaryota, Fungi, Ascomycota, Sordariomycetes, Hypocreales, Nectriaceae. The transcript has 3 exons. The record is from RefSeq and is a predicted model, not a curated record.